UGUGAGGUGUGAGGGAGAGACCCGGCCAGUGUGUCGAUGGCAGUGGUGAGGCAAGGACCGCGCCGCUCCCUCUCGGCUCCUCUCCUCGAGAACCUCACACUUGCACACACACGGCUAGCGCGCUCCGAGUGUCAGGAAGGUUGUGGACUGCCCAAAGGCCCUCGACAUCCAAUUAACACCGAGAGGAGAGAGUGUCCGGGGGAGAGGACUCACGUGCAGGUGACUCUCAUCACCCUCACUAAUUAACACAAGAAAGGGCACAGAACUGAACGUGCACGGGGGCCAAAAAAAGAAAGAAAAAGACAGCAGCCCCGAAAGAAGUGGAGAAAAAUAAUCGAGUCAGCACUUACCUACCCCUCAUCUGAACCACGGUGGCAGCAAGCUCAUUUGAAAGGUGUCGGAUGCGCUGUGCCUGAGUCAGUAACAGCGUCACCCAGGAUGUUGUCGCGACGGCAGACGGCAAGAUGCAAGACAUGCAUCGAGGAGGCCUGGCUGGUGUAGCCAUGAGGAGGCUGUGAACCGCCGCGCCAGGCCUGCAGCACUUCGGCGGAGCCCUGCUGGCCGGCGGGGCGGAUGGGCGGUGAUGGUGGGGCGGUGUGGAGUGAUGCAGGCGGCAUGACGCUGUCCAUGCACCCCGGGACGCUCCUGCACCCUCCAGACCAUGUGCACGUCGCAGAAUCAAAACACGACUCUGUAUCAGCCCAGGACGCGCACGGCUUUGGUGUGGGCUUGUGUGUGGGUGUGGGCGUGGGUGGGCGUGGGUGUGUGGGGAGACUGUCCUAAUGUGUGCGACUGUUUCUGGAGAGACGGGAUGCAGAUGGCGGCUUGUCGUGGAGCAGACUUUAUAGACGUCCCUCGUGGUAUCGAACCCACUACCCAGGUGCUUGAUCUCAGUCACAACAACCUGAAGAUCCUCCCGCGUGACGCCUUUGCUUACACAGGCCUCGUCAACCUGCAGAAGGUGAUGCUCAACCACUGUAACCUCAAAUUCCUAGAGAAGGGUUCCUUCAAUGGCGUGGAGAAUGUGAAGGAACUGGACCUGAGUAACAACCACCUUCGGGCAGUGCCAUCAGAGGCCCUCAUGAACAUGUUUAUGCUGCGGGAGCUACGCAUCGCCCACAACAAUCUCACCACCAUUCCCAUUGCAGCCUUUCGCAACAUUCCACAUGUCGUCCAACUCGAUCUGAGUUACAACCACAUUCACACGAUCGAAACAGGCGCCCUGUAUAACCUUACCGAGCUAGAAAUUCUGAACGUAGCCGAGAACAAACUCACGUUCCUCAACGCGUCAGAGUUGGUGCCUCUGGUGCUGCUGCGGGUGAUCCGGGUCGAUGGCAACCCGUGGCGCUGCACCUGCCACCUCCGCCCGCUGCGGCAAUGGUUCCACGACCGUAACUUGGCCGCGUCCAUGCCGCCCACGUGCUCUUUCCCAAAAUGGCUGAUGCAGCAAGACUGGCAGCUGCGCGAAGAAGAACUUUUGUGUGCGCCUCAGGUUGCAGCGGUCGCUCCCCGGGUGCUGGCGGCCCACGGGGAGAAUGUAUCGCUGCUGUGUCGCGUGGAGACGGAGGUGGACACAGCCAUCACUUGGUUCAUGGGCGACGUGCCUCUGUUCAAUGAGAGCGACCUGCAACGUGACCUGGUGGUGGACCUGAUCUCAUCAAACAAUACGUCAUAUGUUUCCAAUCUGACAAUCACGGACGUAGCGCCAGAGGACCAGGGCACGUACCGAUGCGUGGCGGAAAACAAGGCUGGCGUGCGGGAGGCUAACUUCACGUUGCAGGUGUCACAUGAGGUGGCCGAGGUGCGGGUGGCUAACAUGGAGGUGAGCUAUAUGAAAGAGGGCCUGCUCGGGGGUGUGUCGGCCCUCCUGGUGGUAAUGGUGCUGGCGUGUAGUGUGUUGUACUGCAAGGUGCGUGGUGGCAGAGAACCGCGGCGAGACGAGGACAGCGUGGAGACAGCUCAGUCCUCACGGAGCUCAGAGUGUGACCCGCAGCACAAGCUGGCAGGCUACCACGUGGUGCCCACCAACGACAUGGAAGACACGUCUCCGAAGAGGCAGCAGCAGCCAGACCCCACCUGGAGCAUCAGACAUAGAGGUGCUCCAGGUGACUUCCCAUUAGGUAACGGCACCGAGGUGGGGACCAGCGAACGCCCUGAACUGUCAGAGGGCGCCGCUGCUCAGGCCAUGGCGUCCGGCACAUUACCAUAUGUGGACCCCGCCGCCAAGGACGAAGCGUGUGUAGCGCGGCUGGCGGCCCUGGAGGCUGGGCAGUGGAAGGAAGUGUUGUGCCCCAAAGACAUGUUUCCCCACAGGGUAUGUAGCCGCUCGGUGUCACAGGUGUCCCUCAGUGGGGGACGCCAGUACCCCGACCUGCUGGAUCUGCCGCAUCCCCAGCUCGGCCUGCAGCUCCAGCAACAUCUGCAGCUCCAGGAGGUCGGGCAGGAGUUACAGAGUCUCGCCGCCGCCGCCUCGUGCUCUAGACCGCGGACAUUCAGUGACGCUGGCGGGAUGGGCAGCGGCAGUGGCGGCGGCGGGGUGGCGGCAGAGGGACAGACCACUCUUGAAACUCCUCUCUCGCAAGUCUACACUCCUCAAGACCACUCAGACAGUAGGUCCUCGAGCGCCCUCAAUCUUGCCCUCAGCCAGGCUGCCUCAAACGCCUACGCCAACGCUCACCUAGCCGCCGGGACUCACCAGUGUCUCGGUGCGGCGCCUCUGAUGGAUCCCGCCCACGCCCAAGCACUUAGGCCCCUCGAGGACCCCUGCAGCGGCAAAGGGGCAGAGGCGGACGGCGGCAUGUGCAGCCACCACCACGCCCCCGACCCUUGUCACUUUGAGUACCACGCCGCACAGCUGGAAAAGUUCCUGACGGAGUACCGCUGUUUACAAGAGCAACUCAUCCACAUGAAGCAGUCUUACGAGGCACACAAGCGGGCGGGCUCCAUUCCGAGCCUGGACUGCUGUUCGAUGGGCGCCAGUGGUCAACGAACAUCCAUGGCAGAGUUCCCUAAGGGGGCACCUUGCUGCUCCUGUGGCAGCAAGGGAACGUACAUGCUGCCUUUGGGAAUUCCAACAGUUGGUGCUGAUUUCGCCCAGACUGUUCUCACCGACGCCGCAGCCUCAAUGCCGCCACCAACGGCUGGAGCUACUGGCUUCCCUGACACGGUUCAGGCGAGCGAACCAAGUCUGGAAACCCCAGGCACACAGGCCGCGGCAGCAUACGUGGAGGGGUUCUUGCCAGGGCGUCAGUACGUGGAUAGCAGCUUGACUCAGCAGCAGGGACCAAGCUUUGCGGUGAUGGGGGAGACGGGGAUAGGCUCUCCAGCAACACAAAGCCCAGCUAGAGGAAGCCCAAAGAUCAACACAAUGACAAAGGCGUCCAAAGAGCCUCUGAAGUCCAUCCUGAAGAAGAACACGGAGGGGGGUGGAGGUGGAGGUGGAGGAGGAGGAGGAGGAGGAGGAGGAGGAGGAGGAGGAGGAGGUGGGGGAGGAGGAGGAGGAGGAGGAGUAGGACGGCGACGCGGCGACCAGUGGACCAGAAGUGCCUCUUGCUGUGAGCGGCGGGCAGGCCCCAACCAGCUCGGGGACCCCUCCUACUCUGCCCCAGACUCGCGUUCUAAAACUACCGAGACGCUCCAGCCAGCCGACCUGACCCGCCCCGCCCCAGGACACGGCCACUACGAGCCCUAACUCAAAGUGUUGGCGCUGUACGGACACACACCACAGCACGAGCAUCUCCCCCCACGUCGCAUAGCACACCCCGACCCUGCGUGUGUGUGCACCAGCGUCAUCAAGUGUGGAUCAAACAAUUAUAUUAGAAAAAAGAAAAGUUAAAUAAAAGAAGAGUAUAUUCCCACAGUCUAAGUAAUGAUCAACGUAUGUACAUCAGACACUUGCACUUUAAUAACAAAAAAAAAGAAAGUAAAAAUUAUGUUUGGCGUAUUAAAAGUAAGUUGUUGCACUGAUGUCUUAAGAUAAAUAUUACUAAAAAUCUACAAAAAAUAACUAUAUAAAAAAACAAAGUAAGGUAUGUAUGUGUACAUAAUGUCUUUUGUAGAUGUAAAUAAUUUCUUAUACACACACACGUCACUCAAAAAAUAAACAAGUAACUAACGCAUCCAAAAAUCAAUAAAAUAUUGAGGAAAAAUUGCACAGGAACAACUAUAUACGAGUACUUCGAUAACAUUUCGGUUAUUUUUCCCUAUUGACACAUUUAUGUUCACCAUUUCCAGAGUGCGUCGUUGUAAACGUGUUGUGAUAAACUGGAAACUUACGAAGGUUGGCAAAUACUGUCAUGAUCAUUAUUAUUUCCUUCUUGGCUGUUGGUUUGCUAAUCCGUGCGAGUGAAAGUGAGAAUGAAAGUGAUAGAGUGAUAUUAAGUGUGUGUGUGUGUGUGUGUGUGUGUGUGUGUGUGUGUGUGUGUGUGUGUGUGUGUGUGUGUGUGUGUGUGUGUGUGUGUGUGUGU
Portunus trituberculatus (swimming crab) is the source of this 4466-nucleotide messenger RNA. RefSeq lists its product as uncharacterized. NCBI's taxonomy places the organism in Eukaryota, Metazoa, Arthropoda, Malacostraca, Decapoda, Portunidae. The record is from RefSeq and is a predicted model, not a curated record. Gene Ontology annotation, molecular function: protein binding.